UAACAUUCAUUGUCCAUCAUCCUCAUCAGUUCUAGGAUGGAUAACAAGUCUUACUUGGUUCAGAUGAAUGGGAAUGGAGUUCAUGGCAAAACCACUGUCAAUGGCAGAAGCCUGAAUGGGAACGGAGUCAAUGGGAAGGGAGUGCAUGCCAACGGCAUCCACCACGUCAGUGUGAAUGGCAGUUUGUAUCCGGCCAAAGCCAAAAGCCGCAGGCAGAGAUGGGAAGUGAAGCCCUCAGAGAUGGCCAAAAACACACUCAAUCCCAUCAGGUCCAUUGUGGAUGGCAUGAAGCUCACCCCAAACCCGGAUAAACCCAUGAUUGCUCUUUCCAUAGGUGAUCCAACUGUGUUUGGAAACCUGCCAACAGACAACACGGUGCUUCAGGCCAUGAAAGAUGCUAUAGAUUCCCAAAAAUUCAACGGUUAUGCUCCUUCUGUCGGUUAUCUGAAGAGCCGGAAGGCAGUAGCCAACUUUUACAGCUGCCUUGAGGCCCCACUGGAAGCAGAGGAUGUGAUUUUGACCAGUGGCUGCAGUCAGGCCAUUGACCUGGCUAUCAGUGUCCUGUGUAACCCAGGGGACAACAUCCUGGUCCCAUGCCCAGGUUUCUCCUUAUAUAAGACUCUGGCUGUUUCCAUGGGCAUUGAGGUCAAACUCUACAACCUGCUGCCAGAGAAGUCAUGGGAGAUUGACCUGCAACACUUGGAGAGCCUGAUCGAUGAGAGAACUUCCUGCAUGAUUAUCACUAAUCCCUCCAACCCAUGUGGCUCCGUCUUCAACAAGGAACAUCUACAGAAGAUCCUCAAAGUUGCUUCCAAAAACUGUGUUCCUAUCCUGGCUGAUGAGAUCUACAACGACAUGGUUUUCCAGGGUUGCAGUCCUUCCUUGGCAUCUCUCAGCAGUGACGUUCCUGUCCUUUCCUGCGGUGGCUUGGCUAAACGCUGGCUGGUUCCUGGCUGGAGGAUGGGAUGGAUCCUCAUCCAUGACAGGAAUGAGAUAUUUGGAUCUCAGAUUCGACAAGGUCUGGUGAAACUGACCCAGCGUAUUCUGGGAGCCUGCAGCAUUGUGCAGGGUGCGCUGGAGAGCAUCCUCAACAAUACACCACAAAGCUUCUACAACCACACCCUCAGCUUCCUCAAGUCCAACUCAGAGAUUUGUUUCAAUGAACUGUCCACCAUCCCCGGCCUGAACCCCAUCAUGCCUUCAGGAGCCAUGUACCUCAUGGUGGGAAUUGCCAUGGAUUACUUCCCAGACUUUAAAAACGACGUUGACUUUACUGAACGGCUGGUGACCGAGCAGUCUGUCUUCUGUCUGCCUGCCACGGCGUUUGAGUAUCCCAACUACUUCCGCAUUGUGGUAACAGUGCCGGAGGAGAUGAUGGUGGAGGCUUGUGGUCGCAUCAGGGAGUUUUGCCAACGCCACUAUCGGCCCCUCAGCCAUGACAGCAACGAUCUGGACCAGUGAUGCAGCAGACCUGGACUGGUCUGAUGGAGUGGACGCUGUGGAGACCAAAGAACUGUCCCUCAGUCACACAUACUGAGCUGGAAGCUUUAAAAUUGUAUUCCUCCGAGAUUUGACAUGAGAGAUGUACAAAUCUGAUGGGCGAAACUAUGUUAAUAUCGUCAUCACUGUGGCAACAAAGCGUAUUAGCGACAUAUCUGAUGGUCCAUUGAUGGUGUAAUUUUUGAUAUAAACCGUAUGAAAUGAGCAAACCUAAUAUUUAUAUUUUAUACAGGCAACUUGUAUUAACUUCUAUUUGUUUUUGUAUAUUUAUAUAAUUUGUUUGAGGCUUUUUAUGGCUAUGUAAUGUAACCUCUUAUCAACUGCAGGACUGUAGAGAGUGCAUAGUGUACACAUGAUAUUUUGUCAUAAAACAGGAGAUACUUUAUGCCUGUUCUGUGGGAAUCAGGGGAAGUGAGUAUAUAUUGGAAUAUUCAUUUUUAUAAAUGGUAUGUAUUGAUUAACCGCUGCAUACUUUGCUUGUACUAGAAAACAUCUCAAAAUGCAGUGUCACUAUAUGGCCAUGCUCUUCAUCAAAGUCUUCUCUGUAUAUUGUCUGUGUGUUAAUUGUGUGUCAUAUUGAAUUAUAUGUAUGUAAAUAUAUAUAUAUACGUAGUGGGGUCCAAAACUCUGAGACCACUUUCCCAUUCGUGGUCUCAGACUUUUGAACCCCACUCUCUGUAUUAUAUAUUUUUACAAAUGUUUAUUUAGUAGUAUUGUUACUAGUUACCUAAUAAAAACAUGUUUGUUGAGACAA
This is a messenger RNA of Scomber japonicus (chub mackerel), 2254 nucleotides long. It is a transcript of the gene tat, whose product is annotated as tyrosine aminotransferase. Gene Ontology annotation, biological process: biosynthetic process; aromatic amino acid metabolic process. Bases 37 to 1461 code for a protein of 474 amino acids. Gene Ontology annotation, molecular function: L-tyrosine:2-oxoglutarate transaminase activity; pyridoxal phosphate binding. The record is from RefSeq and is a predicted model, not a curated record. NCBI's taxonomy places the organism in Eukaryota, Metazoa, Chordata, Actinopteri, Scombriformes, Scombridae. The transcript has 11 exons.